Didymodactylos carnosus is the source of this 243-nucleotide messenger RNA. The record is from the annotation of a GenBank genome assembly. NCBI's taxonomy places the organism in Eukaryota, Metazoa, Rotifera, Eurotatoria, Philodinida, Philodinidae.
AUGCGUGUUCUCGUCAAAGACACGGAACUAAUACCACAUCGGCAACUUCAAGAUGAGCCAAGCAAGCAAAAAGAUGACGGAAUGGAUAUUGAUAGUGAAGAAUCGGCAUUAAGUGAUGAUGUUGAUAUUAGUGAUAUUGAUGACAGUGUUGAAGGAGAGGACAGUUGGGAUGAUGAAGUAUUGUGUGAGGAGACAAAUGGGCAUACAACAACAAUUACAUCAGAAGACCAAAAGAAGAAUGGA